This is a messenger RNA of Solanum pennellii, 8730 nucleotides long. RefSeq names its product protein SABRE. NCBI's taxonomy places the organism in Eukaryota, Viridiplantae, Streptophyta, Magnoliopsida, Solanales, Solanaceae. The transcript is spliced from 22 exons. The coding region runs from base 255 to 8165 and encodes 2636 amino acids. The record is from RefSeq and is a predicted model, not a curated record.
AUUAAUCACUUCGUUUCCACUUUCUCCACUAUUUUUCACCUUCUUCCCCCUUUCUUCUCGAAUCUUCUCUCUCAAAAUUCACCUUUUGAUCUUCGUUUCUACACUGUGAACGUGAUGUGAAACUUCAAUCCCUUGUUUUCUCUUUGAGUGGUUCAGUUGUAUCGGGGUGCGGAAUCGGAGUUUGAGCAAAUGAUAUAACAGUUGAAGAAGGGGAUAAUUUAUUAGAGGAUCGGUCGGGUGGACGGACGCCGGCAAUGGAUGUUUCACCGGCGAAGUUUCUAUUUGGAUUCCUAUUUGCUUCUAUAAUACUAUGGAGUAUUUUCGUGUUUGCUUCCCGCAUGUUGGCGUGGAUUCUAAGCCGAGCCAUGGGAGCAUCUGUUUCAUUCCGUGUUGGAGGAUGGAAAUGCUUGAGAGAUAUCGGGGUGAAGUUCAAUAAGGGUGCAGUUGAAAGUGUAUCCAUUGGCGAAAUUAGACUCAGUAUACGGCAAUCCUUGGUCAAGCUUGGGGUUGGUUUUAUAUCCAGGGAUCCAAAACUACAGGUGUUAAUAUGUGAUUUAGAAGUAGUAAUGAGGGCUUCCAAUAAAAUCUCAAAAAAGGCAAAAUCUCGUAAAUCUCGCAAGUCAGGUAGAGGGAAGUGGAUGGUUGUGGCUAAUAUGGCAAGAUUUUUGUCGGUUUCAGUGACUGAGGUUGUUGUGAAGACACCAAAAGCUACUGUUGAGGUCAAAGAGUUGACACUUGAUUUAUCUAAAGAUGGUGGAUCCAAGCCAGAAUUGUUUGUCAAGUUGCUGCUUGCUCCUAUCUUUGUUCACUUUGGUGAAUCACGAGUCAGUUAUGAUCAAUCAUCAAUGCAUGGUGGAUCUUUUCCCUCCAACGAUAGAUUAUUAGCCAUGACGGAAAGGAUCUCUGCUCCUUUCAGUUGUGAAGAAUUUUCUCUCAUGUGUGGUUUUGGCCAUGAUAGGGAAGCAGGAGUGGUUGUUAGGAAUGUGGAGAUUGGCACUGGCGAUGUCUCCAUUAAUUUGAAUGAGGAGCUGUUACUUAAAAGGAAAGGUGAAGAUGCCUUUUCUUCUACAGACGUAGCUAUAAAGGCAGUCAAUGAAUCUGGUACUGCUGAUAAGCCAGUGAAACCCCCAGUUAAUGUGGCUAUUAUGAAAUAUGCAUCAAUUUUCCCUGAAAAGCUUAGCUUCGUGUUACCCAAACUGGAUAUGAAGUUUGUGCACCGUGAAGUGGGUCUUAUGGUUGAAAAUAACAUUAUGGGCAUCCAACUGAAAGGCACAAAAUCCCGAUCCUUUGAAGAUGUUGGAGAAAGUACGCGAGUUGAUGUUCAGAUGGAGUUCAGUGAAAUUCAUCUACUGAAAGAUGGUGACAUAUCAGUUGUGGAGAUAUUAAAACUUGAUGUUGUCUCUUCCGUGUAUAUUCCACUUCAGCCUGCUUCACCCAUCAGAUCAGAAGUUGAUGUCAAGCUUGGAGGUACUCAGUGCAACAUGGUGAUGACUAGAUUACAACCGUGGAUGCGCCUUCAUGCUUUGAGAAAAAAGAAAAUGGUUCUUCGAGGAGAAAGUACUACUUCUGAAAGAUCUCACUCAUAUGAUCAUAAAGCAUUCAUGUGGACCUCAACUAUUUCAGCCCCAGAAAUGACUGUAGUGCUCUAUGAUUUGAAUGGCUCUCCACUCUAUCAUGGUUGUUCACAGUCAUCACAUGUCUUUGCCAAUAAUAUAUCUACUACAGGCACAGUGGUGCACAUGGAGGUUGGUGAAUUUAAUCUGAACAUGUCAGAUGAGUACCGAGAAUGCUUAAAGGAGAGUCUCUUUGGGGUUGAAACAAACAUGGGUUCACUUAUUUAUAUAGCAAAAGUCAGUGUUGACUGGGGAAAGAAAGAUAUGGAUGCACCUGAAGAUGGUCUCAAGUAUAAAACAGUUCUCUCUGUUGAUGUUACCGGGAUGGGUGUUCACUUAACCUUCAGGCGGAUUGGGUCUCUUAUGUCUACAGCUUUGUCUUUCAAGCACUUACUGAAGAGUUUUUCUGGUUCUGUUAAGAAACCUCACAACCGGGUGACAAAAUCGUCCAGGCCAUCUGGGAAAGGGAUUCAGCUCAUCAAAUUCAAUCUAGAAAAAUGCUCUUUUAAUGUUUGUGGAGAAGUGGGUUUGGAAAAUUCUGUUGUUCCAGAUCCCAAACGUGCCAAUUAUGGAUCUCAGGGAGGUCGAAUUGUAGUUAGUGUUUCAGUUGAUGGUACACCUCGCACUGCAACUAUUACACCUACAACUCCAGUUGAACUUACAAAACUCAAGUAUUCUCUGUCCCUUGAUAUUUUCCACCUAACUCUAUCCAUGAACAAGGAGAAACAAUCCACACAAAUGGAGCUUGAAAGAGCGAGAUCAAUCUAUCAAGAACAUUUGGAAGACAGUAACCUCCCUGGAGAAAGAGUUACAUUGCUUGACAUGCAGAAUGCAAAGUUUGUGAGGCGAUCUGGUGGUCUUAAAGAGGUUGCAGUGUGCUCUCUCUUUAGUGCUACUGAUAUAUCAGUCAGAUGGGAGCCUGAUGUGCAUAUAGCUUUGGUUGAACUUGGGCUGCACUUAAAAUUACUUCUGCACAAUCAGAAGCUUCAGGAACUUGCUAAAGGCGACCUUAAAGUAAAUGGGCAGGUAAAUGAGACGUCGAUGGAGUCAGUACCACUGGAGAAAAGCAAGAAAAGAGAAUCCAUCUUUGCUAUUGAUGUGGAAAUGCUUAAUAUAUCUGCAGAAGUUGGGGAUGGUGUUGAGAUGACUGUCCAGGUGCAGUCAAUCUUUUCUGAAAAUGCACGGAUCGGUGUGCUUCUAGAAGGUUUAAUGCUCAACCUUAAUAAUGCAAGAAUAUUUAGAAGUAGCAGAAUGCAAGUCUCUCGUAUUCCAAAUGCUUCUAGAAGUGCACCAACUUCAAAACAUGAGAUAGGCACAACAUGGGAUUGGGUUAUUCAAGCCCUUGAUGUCCACAUAUGCAUGCCAUACAGGUUGGAAUUGCGGGCCAUCGAUGAUUCUGUUGAGGAAAUGCUUCGAGCUUUAAAGCUUGUUACUGCUGCAAAAAUAAAACUUUUGUUUCCCAAUAAGGAAGAGAAAUCAAAAGCUAAAGAGACCAGUUCAUCGAAAAUUGGACGAGUUAGAUUUUGCAUAAAGAAACUCACUGCUGAUAUUGAAGAACAACCUAUACAGGGAUGGCUUGACGAACAUUAUCAGCUGUUGAAGAAGGAGGCUUGUGAAGUAGCUGUCAGAUUAAACUUUAUUGAUAAGCUUAUUUCAAAAGGUGGAAAAUCUCGUGGUGUUGCAGAAAGAAAGGAUUCUUUUGAAGAUUGUAAAGUCCAUUUCAAUGGAGAAGAGAUUGAUGUGGAGGACACUUCAGCCGUUCAGAAACUGCAAGAGGAGAUCUAUAAGCAGUCAUUCAGGUCAUAUUACCAGGCAUGCCAAACUCUUGUGCAAUCACAAGGAUCAGGGGCUUGUAGUGAAGGGUUUCAAGGGGGUUUCAAGCCUAGCACUACCAGGAGUUCUCUCUUUUCGGUUUCUGCUACUGAGUUGGAUGUAAGUUUGACAAGAAUUGAAGGAGGUGAUUCUGGGAUGAUAGAGAUUCUGCAAAAGCUUGAUCCAGUAUGUCGUGCACAUAGCGUCCCAUUUUCACGAUUAUAUGGUAGUAAUAUCAAUUUGCAGACGGGUUCCCUUGUUGUUCGGAUAAGAAAUUAUACAUAUCCACUUCUUGCUGCAACUUCGGGAAGAUGUGAAGGACGUGUUAUACUGGCUCAGCAGGCAACUUGUUUUCAGCCCCAAAUCCACCAAAAUGUAUACAUUGGGAGAUGGAGGAAGGUCCGUUUGCUCCGUUCUGCUAGUGGGACAACUCCACCAAUGAAAACAUACUCUGAUUUGCCCUUACAUUUUCAGAAAGCAGAAAUUUCCUACGGAGUGGGUUUUGAACCAGCUCUUGCUGAUAUUAGCUAUGCUUUCACAGUGGCCAUGCGUAGGGCCAAUUUGAGCAUAAGAAAUCCAAGUCCAGACCCUCCUCCACUGAAAAAAGAAAAGAGCUUGCCAUGGUGGGAUGAAAUGAGAAACUAUAUUCAUGGAAAUACCUCCUUAUAUUUUUCCGAGUCCCAAUGGAAUAUUCUUGCCAGUACUGAUCCUUAUGAAAAGUCUGACAAGCUUCAGAUAAGAUCUGGGUAUAUGGAACUCCAGCAGUCAGAUGGUCGUGUUUAUUGUUUUGCAAAGGACUUCAAGAUUCUACUGAGCAGCUUGGAGAGCUUGUUGAAGAACUCUAAUUUGAAGUGCCCCUCUGGAUUUUCCUCUACUUUCAUAGAGGCCCCGGCCUUUAGUCUUGAAGUGAUAAUGGAGUGGGAAUGUGAUUCUGGAAAUCCUUUAAACCAUUAUUUAUUUGCAUUUCCCAGUGAAGGAGUGCCCCGUGAAAAAGUUUAUGACCCGUUUAGAUCAACUUCUCUGUCACUAAGGUGGAAUCUUCUGCUUAGGCCAUCUCUUCCUAUGCAUGAUAAUCAGUCAAACUUAUGUUCUGUGGGUGAUCAAAGUGUCUUGGAUGCAGCUGGCUGUGGUGCAAUGAAGCCUGACAGCUUGUCAGUUUUCCCAACACUGAAACUUGGUCCUCAUGAUUUGGCAUGGGUACUGAAAUUUUGGAGCUUAAAUUAUUAUCCGCCUCACAAAUUGCGGUCUUUUUCUAGGUGGCCACGUUUCGGAAUUCCAAGAUUUCCUAGAUCUGGCAACCUGUCAUUAGAUAAGGUGAUGACAGAAUUUAUGUUCAGAGUUGAUGCAACACCAGCAUGCGUAAAGCAUAUGCCUUUAGACGAUGAUGACCCAGCUAAGGGGCUGACAUUUUCUAUGAAUAAGUUAAAAUAUGAACUUUAUUAUGGCAGGGGAAAGCAAAAAUACACUUUUGAGAGCAAACGUGACACUCUUGAUCUUGUAUACCAGGGUCUUGACCUCCACAUGCCUAAGGCAUUUAUAAAUAGAGAUGAUAAUAGCAGUGUUGCAAAAGUAGUUAACAUGACUAGGAAAACAUCACAAUCUGCAUCAACAGAAAGGUCUUCUAAUGACAGCAGCACGGAGAGACAGCGUGAUGAUGGUUUUCUUUUAUCAUCUGAUUACUUCACAAUCAGGAGGCAAGCCCCAAAAGCUGAUCCAGAUAGGUUGUUGGCGUGGCAAGAAGCUGGUAGGAGAAAUCUCGAGAUGACAUAUGUGAGAUCUGAGUUUGAAAAUGGGAGUGAAAGUGAUGACCAUACAAGAUCUGACCCAAGUGAUGAUGAUGGGUAUAAUGUCGUGAUCGCUGAUAAUUGUCAGCGAAUCUUUGUCUAUGGUCUUAAGCUUUUGUGGACACUUGAGAAUAGGGAUGCAGUUUGGUCCUGGGUAGGUGGAAUAUCUAAAGCUUUUGAAUCUCCAAAACCAUCUCCUUCUAGGCAAUAUGCCCAAAGAAAGUUGCUGGAGGAUAGUGAGGUAAUUGAUAGAACUGAACUACCUCAAGAUGAUAACCAGAAGUCUCCAGUUAGUCAUGGUGCCAGUUCCUCUUCUCCACAACAUGUCAGGCCAUCAAAAGCACAAGUAGAAGCACCUUCAUCAAGUGAAGUUAAAGUAGAAACUCUUCCAUCUACUUCCUUUGCAAAGCUUGCCGACAUCGAAGACAAUGAGGGGGAGGGCACUCGCCAUUUCAUGGUCAAUGUCAUUGAACCACAAUUCAAUCUUCACUCAGAAGAUGCAAAUGGUAGAUUUCUGUUGGCGGCUGUGAGUGGCCGUGUGUUGGCUCGUUCAUUCCAUUCAGUUCUAUCCAUUGGCUAUGAAGUGAUUAAACAAGCUCUGGGUGGAGGAAAUGUUCCAAUUCGUGAAUCUCAACCUGAAAUGACAUGGAACCGCAUGGAGUACUCUGUGAUGUUAGAACAUGUACAGGCACAUGUUGCCCCAACUGACGUAGAUCCAGGGGCUGGACUGCAGUGGCUUCCUAAAAUUCGAAGAAGCUCACCAAAAGUGAAGCGCACUGGAGCUUUACUGGAGAGAGUUUUUAUGCCUUGUGAUAUGUAUUUCCGCUAUACUAGGCAUAAAGGUGGAACAGCCGACUUGAAGGUGAAACCUUUGAAGGAGCUUUCAUUCAAUUCACAUAACAUAACAGCAACAAUGACAUCUCGCCAGUUCCAAGUUAUGCUAGAUGUCUUGACCAAUCUUCUAUUUGCCCGGCUUCCAAAGCCUCGAAAAGUUAGUCUGUCGUAUCCGGCAGGUGACGAUGAAGAUGUUGAAGAGGAGGCUGACGAAGUUGUGCCUGAUGGUGUUGAAGAGGUAGAGCUGGCAAGAGUGAAUCUAGAGCAGAAAGAAAGAGUGCAGAAGUUGAUCCAGGAUGAUAUUAGGAAGUUAUCUCUUUAUAAUGAUGCAUCUGGCGAUAGGAACUCGGUAAAGGAAGACGAUCUUUGGAUUAUUACUGGUGGAAGGUCCAUAUUGGUGCAAAAACUGAAGAUAGAGCUGGUAAAUGCUCAAAAAUCUAGAAAAGCGGCUUCUGCUUCUCUCAGGAUGGCUCUACAGAAAGCUGCACAACUUCGAUUGAUGGAGAAAGAAAAGAACAAAAGUCCUUCUUGUGCUAUGCGUAUCUCUUUGCAAAUUAAUAAAGUGGUUUGGAGCAUGCUUGUGGAUGGUAAAUCAUUUGCUGAAGCUGAGAUAAAUGACAUGAUAUAUGAUUUUGACCGUGACUACAAAGAUGUUGGUGUUGCUAAGUUCACGACGAAGUACUUUGUUGUGAGAAACUGCUUACCAAAUGCCAAGUCUGAUAUGCUUCUAUCCGCAUGGAACGCUCCUGCUGAAUGGGGAAAAAAAGUGAUGCUUCGCGUGGAUGCUAAGCAGGGAGCUCCAAAAGAUGGAAACUAUCCUCUAGAACUAUUCCAGGUGGAGAUUUACCCCUUAAAGAUACAUUUGACUGAGACGAUGUAUAGAAUGAUGUGGGAGUACUUUUUUCCAGAAGAAGAACAAGACUCCCAGCGCAGGCAGGAAGUUUGGAAGUUUUCCACUACUGCUGGUUCCAGGCGUGCACGGAAAGGCGCAUCAAUACAGGAAGCACCAAUGUCAAGUACCCAUCUAACAAAAGAUCCUCAGGUCUCCACCAAAUCAAGCAAUUCUGCAUUACCAGUUACAUCGGCAAAUCAGUUAUCCUCUUCUGCUGAUUCCUCCCAAGUGUCAAAGUUGCAGAACUUAAAAGCUAAUAUUGUUUGUGGUUCAACCCCUGAGCUAAGACGAACAUCAUCCUUUGAUAGAAUAUUGGAAGAAAAGGUAGCUGAAUCUGUUGCUGAUGAACUUAUGCUGCAGAUGCACUCCUCAAGUGCUACUUCUUCAACAAGUGGGCCCUUUGCUGGUAUUGAGCAGCCAGAUGAAGGUAACAGAAACAAAUCCAAAGAAUCAAAACUAAUCAAAUCUGGCCGCUCCUCUCAUGAAGAGAAAAAGGUGGGUAAGGCGCAGGAUGAGAAAAAAUCUAGGCCUCGUAGAAUGAGAGAAUUUCACAAUAUCAAGAUUAGCCAGGUUGAGUUACUUGUUACAUAUGAAGGAUUAAGAUUUGCUGUGAGUGAUUUGAGAUUGCUGAUGGAUACAUUCCAUCGUGUUGAAUUUACGGGAACCUGGCGGAGGCUAUUCUCAAGAGUCAAGAAGCACAUCAUCUGGGGAGUCCUAAAAUCCGUGACAGGAAUGCAGGGAAAGAAGUUUAAAGAUAAAGCACAUAGUCAUAAGGAAACUUGUGCUCCUGGCGUUCCUGAUAUUGAUCUUAAUCUCAGUGAUAGUGAUGGUGGUUCAGCUGGAAAAUCCGAGCAAAAUCCUUUAUCCUGGCCUAAGCGUCCCGCUGAGGGUGCAGGUGAUGGUUUUGUCACCUCUAUAAAAGGCCUUUUCAAUUCACAGCGUCGGAAGGCCAAGGCUUUCGUGCUUCGAACAAUGAGGGGUGAAGCAGAAAAUGAGAUUACUGGUGAUUGGAGUGAAAGUGAGGGAGAUUUCUCUCCAUUUGCUAGACAACUAACCAUAACAAAAGCCAAGAAGCUGAUUAGACGGCAUACGAAGAAGUUCCGUUCAAGAGGACCAAAAGGUUUAUCUUCUCAACAAAGAGAAUCACUUCCUUCGUCACCAAGAGAGACCACCCCAUUUGAAAGUGAUUCAUCUAGUGAAUCUUCGCCUUAUGAGGAUUUCCACGAGUAGAUGAGCUUGAAGACAUCGAAACGACGUGUGUUAUGGGAUCCAAAAUGGACCGGAGCAAUCCUUGGUCAUAUAUAAUAGUCCGGUAUGAUAGCAAUUCCAAUUGAUUAGGAUUUGGUGACAUCCUUGUCUCCUACUUAGACAGUAUGAGAUGCUCUUCCAAAAUCCUUUGGCAAGAAUUGCAAGAAAAUGCUGAAAGAAGUCUACAAUUAAUAACAUUUCAUUGCCUUCUUAGAGCUCUGGACUUAUCCUGGAAAUCGAGCAAAGGUGAGUCCCUGUUGUUGCAGUCAAUUCUUUUCUUCUUUAUCCUUGUAUUUAUUGUAUUACCCACUACAAACAACAUUAGGACUUGUAAAAGUCCAUAAUUUUUGUAACUACAUAUCUAUCUUUAGCGAGAGAGAAAAGGUUUAUAGUUUCUACUACAUGUACAGUAGACACAGAGUAGAAUUAGAAUGUGUUCCCUGAAAAAGAAAAAUCUGGAUUGUAACAGUGAGGAGAUAAAAUGGAAAGGGAAGUCCCAACACUUCAGUCUCAUUAUCAAAAGUAAAAAAACAGUGCAUUAUUUCUA